Cryptomeria japonica (Japanese cedar) is the source of this 1055-nucleotide messenger RNA. Its product is annotated as nuclear transcription factor Y subunit B-1-like. NCBI's taxonomy places the organism in Eukaryota, Viridiplantae, Streptophyta, Pinopsida, Cupressales, Cupressaceae. Gene Ontology annotation, biological process: regulation of transcription by RNA polymerase II. Gene Ontology annotation, molecular function: RNA polymerase II cis-regulatory region sequence-specific DNA binding; DNA-binding transcription activator activity, RNA polymerase II-specific; protein heterodimerization activity. Bases 118 to 717 code for a protein of 199 amino acids. The record is from RefSeq and is a predicted model, not a curated record. Gene Ontology annotation, cellular component: CCAAT-binding factor complex. The transcript has a single exon.
GGCGCCUUUCUUUCCCAUUAUAGCAUAUACUGUCCCCCACAAAGACCCGUUUAUUUAACCUUAUAUUCUACUGCGUAUGUACAAGAGAAUUGUUUGUGUCUGGUGUUGAUACAAACAAUGGGAGACAAUACUCUGAAUAGCAGUAAUCGGCCAUCUGAUAUUGAUCUGAACAAGGGCAGUGCAUGUGGAGAGCAAAGAGAAGUACAAGACAGGCUCCUCCCCAUGGCAAAUGUGGGCAACAUCAUGCGCAAGAUCCUCCCUCCCAAGGCCUUGCUCUCUAAGGAGGCCAAGAUCACCAUGCAAGAAUGUGUUUCAGAGUUUGUCAGUUUUGUCACUGCAGAGGCUUCUCACCAGUGUAGAAAGGAUAAUAGGAAGACAAUCACUGGGGAAGAUCUGGUAUCAGCAAUGGCUUCUCUUGGUUUGGAAGUCUAUGCAGAGGCUCUCGAUUGUUAUCUUCAGAAGUACAGAGAAAAACAAGGUGAGAUAGUUUUAGUAACAAAAAAUGGGUUCUCAAAUCCCUCCUGCACCGAAGACAACCAGAGGCCCACAAGAGUAGAUCACCACUAUGUUAAGGGAGAAGAUCACCACUAUGUCAAGGAAGUUCACCCAGUGGAAGGAUCAAAUGGCCACAACCAGUGGAGGGCUCAAAUAGCCACUGUCAAAGAGAAGGAAUUUCAGGGAGCUAUGGCGCUUGCCAAGUACCAAGGACCAUCAUGACAUAUCAUUUAUUUAGUUUUAGCAGUAUCUUCUCUCUUAUGGUUCACUAAACCUCCUUCUGCUUGCCAAGUAUGCUCUUUAAACAUUCCCUUUGUAAUUGGUUUCAAGGUAAACAUCAUCUUACAAAUUACAGACUUUGUUUGAGACAAAUUAGGGCAUGCCAGUAGUUUUCAGGCAGCUAUGGACCAUUAUGGCAUACCAGUUGUUUAGUUUUAGCAGGAUCUUCUCUCCUAUGGUACACUAGACAGACUUCUGCUUGCCAAGUUUGUUCUUUAACCUUUCCUUUGUAAUUGGUUUCCAGGUAAACAUCAUCUUACAAACUACAGGCUUGUUUUAGA